AUGGCUUCAGGAGCUUUGUUCCCUAGUAUGGUGUCUGGCUCCCGAGGUUCCUCCAGUAAGUACCUGGUGGAGUUUCGGGCUGGCAAGAUGACUAUGAAAGGCAGCACGGUGACGCCCGACAAGCGUAAAGGUCAAGUCUACAUCCAGCAGACGGACGACUCCCUCAUCCAUUUCUGUUGGAAGGAUCGCACAACUGGAAAUGUGGACGAUGACCUGAUAAUCUUCCCUGAUGACUGCGAGUUCAAACGGGUCAGCCAGUGCACAACCGGCCGUGUCUACGUCCUCAAAUUCAAAGCCGGCUCCAAGAGGCUUUUUUUCUGGAUGCAGGAGGCCAAGACCGAUAAGGAUGAGGAGUAUUGUCGCAAAGUUAACGAGUAUCUGAACAACCCGCCCAUGCCUGGCGCUCUUGGGAGUGGCAGCAGUGGAGGACAUGAUUUGUCUGCUCUAGGAGGUGAGGGUGGCCUCCAGAGCCUUCUGGGUAACAUGAGCCACAACCAGCUCAUGCAGCUGAUCGGGCCAGCUGGACUCGGUGGUAUCGGCGGUUUGGGCGCACUCGCCGGUCCGGGCUUAGCCAACCUCUUGGGGAGCAGCAGCAGCAGUAGCAGCAGCAGCGUUCCUGCUGCCAGUAGCUCGUCCACGAGCCCGUCUACUGUGGUCACGCCCACCUCGACUUCUUCCGCCAGUCGCCUCGGUGCAUCCCAGGCGUCCGCCGCGCCCGUCAAUACGUCCACCACCUCGGCGGCUUCCCCGCCUGCCAGCACUCCGCCCACUCCCACGCCAGCAGCGGUGGGAGCCGCGGCAAGCACCCCGACGCAGCCCAUCCAGCUGAGAGACCUGCAGAGUAUCCUGGCAACCAUGAACGUGCCCGCUAGCGGCACAGGAGGCCAAACAGUGGAUCUGGCCAGCGCCCUGACACCGGAGGUGAUGGCACCCAUCCUGGCCAAUCCAGACGUGCAGCAGAGGCUGAUGCCUUUCCUGCCCAGCGGGGAGUCCCUGCUGCAGAGCACCGACGAGCUCCAGAACACGCUCAGCUCACCACAGUUCCAGCAGGCUAUGAGCAUGUUCAGCAGCGCUCUAGCGUCAGGGCAGCUGGGACCACUCAUGAACCAGUUCGGCUUGCCUACGGAGGCAGUGGAUGCUGCAAACAAUGGAGACCUGGAGGCUUUCGCAAAGGCAAUGGAGACGGACACAAAGUCUGAUCAGGACGGCGACUCCAAAGACAAAAAGGAUGAUGAUGAGGACAUGAGCUUGGACUAA
Molecule: messenger RNA, 1257 nt
Organism: Nerophis lumbriciformis (worm pipefish)
Lineage: Eukaryota; Metazoa; Chordata; Actinopteri; Syngnathiformes; Syngnathidae
Source: RefSeq, a predicted model, not a curated record